Chroicocephalus ridibundus (black-headed gull) is the source of this 7539-nucleotide messenger RNA. RefSeq names its product TBL1X/Y related 1 (gene TBL1XR1). Gene Ontology annotation, biological process: regulation of transcription by RNA polymerase II. Gene Ontology annotation, molecular function: transcription corepressor activity; protein binding. NCBI's taxonomy places the organism in Eukaryota, Metazoa, Chordata, Aves, Charadriiformes, Laridae. The transcript has 18 exons. The record is from RefSeq and is a predicted model, not a curated record. Gene Ontology annotation, cellular component: histone deacetylase complex. Bases 482 to 2023 code for a protein of 513 amino acids.
UCAAAAAAAAAAAUAUAUAUAUAUACACAUAUAUAUAUCAUCGAUACAUAUACGUGUGUACACACACCGAGACACACACACACAGAUGCGUACGGACGUAUAUAGGGCUGUAUAAAAAAAAAAAAAAAAAUAAAAAAAAAAAAAACACACACCACAGAAGGAGGAGAGACAAACGCGGGUGGAUUUCUGGUGCCCGAGGAAGGGGGGAGCAGCCGCCCCGCCGCCGCCGCCGCUGAGUUGAGAAUGAAUGGUCCUGGAUUUAAGUAACACGCAGUGCACAGGUUUCAAAGUUGGAAGGGAAAGCAUCACCCUUCUGUGGCAAGAGGCACCUGUAAGGAAAACUUCCGCAUAUCAAUGCACUGCCAAUGGUGGUGUAAUACCAAGGGCUGUACUGCUGCCACAUCUCAAUUUUGUGGGGUUUCAGAGAGUAGUUCUGGGUUGUGUCCUUUGUUGUGACCUCAUGGUUUAACUGGGAAUAAAGAUGAGUAUAAGCAGUGAUGAGGUUAACUUCCUGGUAUAUAGAUACUUGCAAGAGUCAGGGUUUUCCCAUUCAGCAUUUACCUUUGGUAUAGAGAGCCAUAUCAGCCAGUCUAAUAUAAACGGUGCUCUGGUGCCACCAGCUGCUUUGAUUUCCAUCAUCCAGAAAGGUCUGCAGUAUGUAGAAGCAGAAGUCAGUAUUAAUGAGGAUGGUACCUUGUUUGAUGGUAGGCCGAUAGAGUCUCUCUCACUGAUAGAUGCAGUAAUGCCUGAUGUGGUCCAGACAAGACAACAGGCCUACAGAGAUAAACUCGCACAACAGCAGGCGGCCGCCGCUGCAGCCGCAGCCGCGACUAACCAACAGGGAGCAGCGAAAAAUGGGGAAAAUACUGCAAAUGGAGAAGAGAACGGAGCACAUACUAUAGCAAAUAAUCACACAGAUAUGAUGGAAGUAGAUGGAGAUGUUGAAAUCCCUCCCAACAAGGCAGUGGUGCUGCGUGGCCAUGAGUCUGAAGUGUUUAUCUGUGCCUGGAAUCCCGUUAGUGACCUUUUGGCCUCAGGAUCUGGCGAUUCGACAGCACGGAUAUGGAACCUCAGUGAAAACAGCACGAGCGGGUCUACGCAGCUGGUACUUCGACACUGUAUACGAGAAGGAGGGCAGGAUGUACCCAGCAACAAAGACGUGACAUCGCUGGAUUGGAACAGUGAAGGUACACUUCUAGCAACUGGGUCUUACGAUGGCUUUGCAAGGAUAUGGACUAAAGACGGUAAUCUUGCCAGCACCUUAGGGCAACAUAAAGGUCCUAUAUUUGCGUUAAAAUGGAACAAGAAAGGAAACUUCAUUUUAAGUGCAGGAGUGGACAAGACCACAAUUAUUUGGGAUGCCCACACUGGCGAAGCCAAGCAGCAGUUUCCUUUCCAUUCUGCACCAGCAUUAGAUGUUGAUUGGCAGAGUAACAACACGUUUGCCUCUUGCAGUACAGACAUGUGUAUUCACGUCUGUAAACUAGGACAAGAUAGGCCCAUCAAAACCUUCCAGGGUCACACAAAUGAAGUAAACGCAAUCAAAUGGGAUCCAACUGGUAAUCUUCUGGCAUCCUGCUCUGAUGAUAUGACUCUAAAGAUCUGGAGUAUGAAACAAGACAGUUGUGUCCAUGAUUUACAAGCACACAACAAAGAAAUUUAUACUAUCAAAUGGAGUCCUACAGGACCAGGAACAAAUAAUCCAAAUGCCAAUCUUAUGUUAGCAAGUGCAUCCUUUGAUUCUACUGUUAGGUUAUGGGAUGUAGACAGAGGAAUUUGUAUUCAUACUCUGACAAAGCAUCAAGAACCUGUGUACAGUGUAGCUUUCAGUCCUGAUGGCAGGUACCUGGCCAGCGGCUCCUUUGAUAAAUGUGUACACAUCUGGAAUACACAGACAGGUGCCCUAGUUCACAGUUAUCGGGGAACAGGAGGGAUUUUUGAGGUUUGCUGGAAUGCAGCAGGAGACAAAGUUGGAGCAAGUGCUUCAGAUGGUUCAGUUUGUGUAUUAGACCUACGGAAAUAGCGCUACUAGUUGGAAGCCAUGGACCGACUAUGAAUGUGUACAUAGCCAAAAUGACUGUCCCUGACCCAUGUACUGCUAUAGUCCCAAUUGAACCAUGGCCAGUCCACUACAGCCAAACGUAAAAGAAAUAUAUACAUAUACUGUAUAUAAAAAAAGAAAAAGAGGAAAAAAAAAAAAUAAUUACACCCUGAAGAGGAUGACAGAGUUUUGUCACAGCUUGUGAAUCCUGUUCACCAAGUGCUGGAAUCUGCUGUGCCCCAAAAUAACAUUUAAAGGUUUUGGAUAUGAAAAACAGAAGAGACAGCGAGAGAGAGAGAGAGAAAUAUACCGUAUACAAGAGCAGACCCAUAUACAUACCAAAUUCAGAAGAUACUAAUGGCAGCCUUCAUUACCCCUUCCUCCCUUUAAAUCCAUUACGACAAUGGAUUGGGGGGGAUUUUUGUUUUCCUUCUCAGUAGUUGAGCAGUUUGUGUGUACAGAGAAAACGGACUUACAGAAAUCUGCAGCAGUAGCUUUUUUUCUUUGCUUUUAACCAUUGGGUUUUCUGUUUUGGUUUGGUUAAGUUUACGGAUGCAUGAAGUAAGGGAGUGAAUUAGUUUCUUGUUUAUAUAUAUAUAUUAUUUUUUUUUUCACCUUGGAAAAAAACCAUGUUUCUUUGAAACAUAUUUUAAUGCAUUCUUUGAAAAGGUAGAUUGAACCUGAUAACGUUUGGUACAUUUUGUGGCUCCCAGAGCACAAUUUUGUGAACAGAGGGAGGGUGGAAAAGGGAUUAUGGAGAGAGAAGAAAAAAAAAAAAAUAAAAAAAUCCUUCUUUGAGGCGUGAUAUUUCACGUCCUGCUCAUCUACGAAGUAUGACAGGAAUGGGUAUAAUGCUAUGUUUUAUUUUCUGGUGACAUGGCUGAAAUGCAGUAGUUUCUUAUUUGGGACAUAAUUCUGCCAAACUUAAGAAUAGAAGGGCACAAAAAUACAGAAAAGAAAAAUACAGGGAUGCAAAAAUACAUACAAGAAAAAAAAAAAAAAAGGACAAAAAAAGAGGAAAAAAAAUGCAUCUUCUGUUGCUUUAAGACCAUAGCUAAAAUAUGGUUAAAUUGUGCACUAUUGUGAAAAGGAGCAAAGUAUAGCUGGGGGAUCGUUUUUAAGAGGUUAAGAUCUUUCUGGACAAGGGUUCAUGCCACAGCUUCUCCGAGAGUUGCCCAUCGUAUUUGUAGGAGCUUAGAUGUAUAAUUGUAACCAAACUCCAGUAUUAAAAGUAUCUCAUGUAAUUUUUCUUUAUUAAAAUAAAAUCUUUGGCAUAUAUUUGAUAACACUGCCAUUAAGAGGCAAAAUGUUUACUACCUUAGAUUUAAAAAAAAAAAAAAUAAUAAUGAUCUUAAACAGAGGACUUGCUUCAAGUUUAUUUUAAUAGCAGUGAUUCAGCUUAUUUAAAAGAUGAAUACUUGCACUAAUUCCCCUGCUGCUCCAGUCCUGCAGUUUAUUGUAUCUUGUGACUACAUUUUUUUCCAAAUAUAGGGUAGAAGUAAGCUGCUAUUUUUUUAAUAAUCACUACUAUAUAGUGUCUUUUACUCUGUUUACAAUAUCAAGUAUUUUUCUUACAAUGACAGAUGUAUAUGGCAAACCUUUUUCUGCUCAUGUGAUUAAAAGUAUACUGAUAGUGAUUUUAUUUGUAAAUGAUAGCAUGAGGUUGUGUUUACGCGUAUGUGUAGUCGAAAAGGUUGCAUCAUGUCUUGCAUAAGAUUCCAAGAGUGUAAAUUUAUAAAAAGAGAGGUUGUCAAAUUUAUGUCACAGGCAUUUUACUUAAGGAAUGGUUUAUAUUACAGAGCUUUGCAAAGUUAUCAGUUUUAUAACACUAUCUCAAUCACAAAUAAUUUUGUGGCUUAUGAUUGCUAGUCUCAAACUUCUGUUUUGUUUUAACUUCCCCCCCCCCCAAGUUACCUAUAAAUUGAUUUAAUUGAGAUAAUGCAGCUUUGACAUUUUAACCAUUGUUCUUUAGGCAUUGAUUUCUGCUAUUUCCAUGGAAUAAACACGACUUGAAGCAAGUCUGAGUUUGGCUAAGGUAGGGUAGCAAUUUGCCAGUGGUAAAGAGAAGUCAACAAUACGUUCUUUAUAUAUACCCCAGGAUUAUAUUACUAUCAUACACAGCGUUUAAAACCAACAAAAAGUCAUAUCCAUAAAGGCAGUCAUCCGCGGUGGUUCGGUGCCAGCUAUUUGUAGGGUUUUUUUGGAACAUAUUACGAAUGUUUAAGAGCAAUUGCCCUGUGAGUUACAAUAUGUAGGAAACCUAAUAUAUUGAGUGUCUGGCACUUGAAAUAUUGCUUCUAUUGCUGGAGGUCCAUGACUGUGGCUGACCUCUGUCAUUUAAUGGAGAAAAAAAAAAAAAAAAUAAAAAUAAAAAAAAAAAUUCUGUGCAAUAAUUUUAAACUGUGCUCCCAGGAAUAGACACAAAUGUUUUGAGUAUGUUUAAGCUGCAUUUUUCGUUUAGCAAUGCAUUUGUCAAUUGCACUGAAUUUAAAUCUGAAAGUCAGAAGUGAUUCUUGAUAGUACUUUUGUAUUUUAAUAUGGACAGUUUCUUCAUUUUCAUAAAAGUUACGGGAUGAUUUCUUUCAGCCAAUCUAAACAAUUGUGGUGGAAUUCUGUGACAUAGCUGCAAAAAUCACCCAGCCACGUUUUAGGGUAUUGCCAUUGUCCUCUUUCUCGAUCAUCAGCUGUUUUGGUUGUAAUUCUGGUUGCUUAGGCGUAGUGCCACGUAUGCAGAAAUAGACGAAACGGAGCUUCAGUAUCACAGGUCCAGGGGUUUUCAGGUGCUGGAAGGACCGGCAGGAAGGUGGGAUCUGUCGACUCACGUGCUCCGGGGGCGCGGGCUGAGCCCCCCCAGCCCGCUGUUGGUCAGCAGUGUCCCCGGUAGCGGAGCGAGGCCGGUUUCCACGAGCGAAGGGAAGGAUCUGGCCAGUCGCUGUUUUAUCGUUGUCCUUGACUAGCAUGCCACAGUGCUGCUCCUGCUCACACCUCUUCUCCCCUCUUCUUUUAUAGACUGUUAAAUGCAUGCGUGCAAGGUGUGCUAGGUUCUGUGAUUAUGUGAAGCAAAAAUUUUUAUUUUUUUUUUUAAAAAGAGAACCGUGACAUUAAUUAUUACGUUUUAUAGCGCAAAGACCUCGUGUUCAAUAGCGAGGUAGACCAUCCGAGUUGUUCCUUUGAGCACGCCAGGUGUCAGUAAGGCCCUCACUUUAUAGAAACGUGCGCACGGGCUUAGUCUUACGGACCGAGUCGUUCUGUUGGUUUCCAAGUGUAAAGGCAAACGUGUGCAUGAGCCUUUGCCUACAUUGCGGUUCCUAUUUUUUUUCCGGUUCAACAGGUUAAUGGGCAAAUAUCCAAAUAGAGGGUAAAAGGAAGGGGGAAAACGGGGCUCAGGAUGAGCGAUGGAGUAAGAAACGAACUGCUCUCGAGUUCGCUGUCUUUCUGUGCAUCCACCUCAGAACCCCGAUGCGCAUCUCUGCGUUAGGUCCAGGUUUCUGUAGAGUUCCUCUUUUUCUAUUUUCGCUUUACCUUUUUCUGCAUUUUUAAAGUGAUGUAGAGAUUCCCAACCGGUGGACUUCUUAGUGUAGUUAAGAGAAUAUCUAGGUCCUCAUAAAAGCUUUUUUAGACUCUUUGUAAUGUUGAUAAACUCAGUUUAUUCUGGGACUACAAUUGUGCAGGGUUAUUUAGCGUGUCUACUAGAUGAUUGGAAAUCUUAUAUGAAACACUAAAAGUGCCUCUUUUUCUGGGUUGGGUGGAGGGAGGUAAUAGUUACCAGAGUCAGAACGACAUGGCAUUUUGAAGCAUGUUUCUUGAUUUCAUGACACUUUAAUGCAUCUUGAGAGAAAAGGCCAAAGAUUUCUACCAAUUUUAAUUAAUUUUCAUUUUUAAAAAAAAAAAAAAAAAAAAAGCACUCCUUUUUCCUUACACUGCUUACCUCAUGCUAGGGUAUUUAAUGGGACGUUGUACCUUUGAAAUGUUCUUUGUGUUUAGGAAGAAUAGUAGGUGGCGUAGGGCGGUCGUGCCAGUUUGCCUCCGGAGCCAUCAGCAGCCGACGCGUUUAGUUCUGCCGAAUGAAGGAAUUUCAUUAAAAUCGCAAACUGGGUUUUUUCAGCCUGUAAAUAAAAGGUUGUAUGUUUUUGUCUGUUUAGCGGAGAGGAGCCUUGGGACCCGAUUUUGUUUUCCCCGCCCUGAUCUUUACUUAACCAGAAAUCCCGUUGUCUUUCACUUCAUGAGAUCAACCUUGCCAGAACGAGCGUUGGAGGCGUUGGGUCCGUGUCGUGGCGCGGAGGUAAAACGAGAUGUGGGGGUAAAAUGAGAUGCGGGGGUAAAACGAGACCCAUCUCACUCGAGCCAAGACCCCCCUUGGCGUCGGCGGGGCUUUUCCCAGAGCAGGACCUGCCGGGUUUAGCCCAGGGUUCCUUUCUCGUUGACACGCGCGCGAGCUUCUCCCUUCACAAAGCCCUGUAGAGCCGUUCCCCAGAGGGACCAGUUUCUCCAGAAGUCUGAAGAAAAGCAGAAGCAACAUUGUGGCAUGUUAGAAGCAAAAUCUCUGGCUUCGGGAGACAGCAGUAAAUCUCCAUCGAGAUCCCUGACACUUUUCCGUAGGGAGAGAGCCGUGGAGCAGCCUUCGCUCCUCCCUCUAGAGAAAGCUCUGAAAUCCCCCGUUGUGUGAAAGCGGGACUUGUCUUCUCCGUCAGUCCAAGGGAAGGCAGACCAACCAGGAAAAUCCGCCGUUCGGUGCGGAUUGCAGAUUUAGUGUUAAUAGUGCUUCAGAUCAGUAGUUUUGAGUACAUAAUUCGCUUUCUCUGCCUUUAAGUUUGAAGCUUGACAAUAACUUGAGGCAUGUUUUUGUUUUCUUUUUUCUUUUGUUUUCUUUUUUCUUCUUUUUUUUUUUUUUUUUAAAAUAAUCAUUCAUUUCUACUUCAUAAUGCUUUUUGACAUUUGUGGGUAAAUACAGGAAAACAGUCUGCAUGUUGUUGCUAGUCCAGUGUACUUUGCAAUCUUGUCCUCAACAGACUGCGGUGUGCAGAACAGUAAUUCUAGAAUACAGAAGUAAUUUUCUCUCUCUCCUGACAUUGACAUUGUAGUUGUAAUGGUUUCAUUUUGGAGUUACAAAUCCUUUGGGUCUAAUUCUGUGAGCCUACCUAUAGCACUGGAUUAAAAUGUCUGCAUCAUUUCUUCAGUUAUCCAGUUAAAUUACAACUGUUGUAAGAGUGUAAACCAGCCCAUGACAGUUUUUUGUACUUGUUUAAAGGACUUUUAUUGUUCAGUUUUCAUGAUUAUUGUCUAAAGAAGACUGAUAUAGAUGUUCUAUACUGUCCUGGACCAUGUUAAUUACACUUUAUGAUGUAUUUUGGUUCUACAUCACAAUGAUUUGUCCCCAAGGCCCUUAUAUCCCUUCUAGGCACAUUUUCUGUUGCAGUUUCCCUUUGCAUUGUAUUGCUUUGACAACUGUAAUUUGAAUCAGAUCUGAAAGAGGUCCAGAAUAAAAUAUAUUUUGAUAU